AUGAGCAAAUCAGCAGCAACCACCAAUGGCACCGCCACGCCCAUCUCUGGCGCUGCAGGUAGCACCGCAAGCUCCAGCACCGCAGUCAUUGGUAUCAACCUGGGCAACACUUACUCCUCCAUUGCUUGCAUCAACCAACAUGGACGAGCUGAUGUGAUCGCAAACGAAGACGGAGAGAGACAGCUGGCCACUCGCAUCGCUUUCAAUGGCGAUCAAGUAUACAUCGGUCAGCAGGCCACUCCGCAACUCGUGAGAAAUGCCCCAAACGUCAUCGACCGAUUUGUUAGCUUGCUUGGACGCAGCUACAAAGAAUUGAGCUCAUCCGAACUCGCCCGCGACUCCGCACAAGUUCUGGACAAGAAUGGCGUCCCCUCUUUCGAGGUGGAGAUUGACGGGAAGAAGACGGUCCUCUCUGCUCACGAUGCCUCAGUUCGAUACAUCGCCUCGCUAUUCGCUACCGCCAAGGACUUUCUCUCCGGCGUGCCAAUCGCUGGUGCUGUUCUCUCCGUUCCUCUGUCCUUUACUGCAGCCCAAUCCGCCGGAGUGAGGAAGGCGGCGCAAGAGGCCGGCUUGAUCGUUCUGGAAACUCUGGCUGCGCCUAGUGCCGCUCUGGUUGGCUACGGCAUCACCUUGCCUGGACCUCGAGGAGAACUGCCUUCGAACCCAGAGGGCGAUGAGAGCGGACAUCAGACUACGUAUGCUCCUGGCAGAGCCCUGGACAGAACGAUUGCCGUGGUCGAUGUUGGUGCAGAGACGACCACAGCCACCAUCGUUGCUGCUCGUGCAGGCUUGUAUGCGCUCCUUUCCAGCAGCACCUCGCAAGUGGGCGGCAAAGGCAUCGAUGACGCAUUGCUGCAAUUCUUUGCCAAGGAAUUCACAAAGAAGACAAAGGUCAGCAUCAAGGAGACGGACACCAGGUCAUGGGCUAAGUUGAGAAUUGAGGCGGAGAAGACCAAGAAGGCCUUGAGUGCAAGCUCGGGUGCUCAACAGUGCAGUGUAGAGAGCCUGGCCGAAGGCCUGGAUUUCAGUGGCAGCAUCAAUCGAGUCAGGCUCGACAUGCUCUCUGGCAAAGUGUACGACGAGGUGAUCCAAACACUCAAGGCUGCGUUGGAGAACGCCAAGCUGGACGCCAGUCAGGUCGACGAGGUGAUCUUGGCGGGAGGCACAUCUAGAUUGCCGGGCUUGGUGGAAAGGCUCUCCUUCAUUUUCCCCGAGGAAGGUGGAGCUAGCAUCACUCACGGCAUCGACUCUUCAGAGGUGCUCGCUAGAGGAUCAGCCUUGCAAGCUCAGGUCAUUGCUGCCGUGCCGGCUUCUUCUGCAGAGAGGAAGCACAUUGAGAGCCUCCCUUCUGCUCCGCCUGGCGAGGUAUCAGAGUUGAAAGUCAGAUCGACGAGCAAAGCUUUCGGGCUCGUGCUACCUGCAGCGACCGAGGAAGCCAAGAAGCUGGCUUCUACAGAUGGCAAGCUGUUCGUCACCUUGCUGCCGCAACAUACUCCACUGCCUGCUAGACGAAGCUUCCUUCUCCCAGGCCCAGAGGCAGCACCGGCAGCUCUUCUGUCGUUCCACGAGGGAACCGCAGAGGUCAAGGUGGAGACUUUGGCUCCCCCCGCGCCAGACCCCGAGGAUGAAGAUGACGAGCCUGAAGAGCCAGAAGAGGUUCGUACGGCCAUCGUCAAGCCCGAUUCCAAGGCGCUGGCAGAACUCGCCGUGACCAUAUCCAAAGGAAAGAACGUGCUGGUCAACGUGGUUGCCAACGCCGACGGCAGCGUGGACAUUCAAGCUGGCGAGGAAGGUGCAGAGAUCACGGCAAAGAUCUCUCUGCCCGCCUCCAAGUAGACAUGCAGAGUACGAGCAAUAGACACACUCUCUCGCUUACUGAGCUCAUGCGACCGCGAUAAUGCAUAGAUCUUGGUUUCGUUUGACCCCAUGCGCUCACGAGCAUUCAUCGUCACGCCAGAACGUCGAUGGCGCUCGACGCAAACUACACACGCUUCUUCCAGGCUCACCCGCGUGAAAGUAUCGCAUGAUCAUGGAUUGCGUUUUGUAAAGCACACCAGAAG
Messenger RNA from Ceraceosorus guamensis, 2060 nucleotides. RefSeq names its product actin-like ATPase domain-containing protein. Gene Ontology annotation, molecular function: ATP binding; ATP-dependent protein folding chaperone. Gene Ontology annotation, cellular component: cytosol; nucleus. Gene Ontology annotation, biological process: protein folding. The coding region runs from base 1 to 1836 and encodes 611 amino acids. NCBI's taxonomy places the organism in Eukaryota, Fungi, Basidiomycota, Exobasidiomycetes, Ceraceosorales, Ceraceosoraceae. The transcript has 4 exons. The record is from RefSeq and is a predicted model, not a curated record.